AUGUGGAAAUCUUUGCUCUCGAGAGCAUUACCAAGGGUUUCCUGCAAGGCAAAAUUCAUCCGCAACGCAUCCCCUAUAAUAUGCACCAGGAAUCUAGCUACCUCAUAUGACCCAAUACAAAAGGAUCCAGCUGAACUCGAUGAGGUAUCUACUUUAGCCAAUGGUAUACGUGUUGCUACGGAAGCCCUGCCAGGACAUUUCUCUGGUAUCGGGGUAUUCAUAGAUGCAGGAUCUCGGUAUGAAAAUGAGCACUUGAGGGGCGUUAGUCAUAUCAUGGAUCGUUUGGCCUUUAAAUCUACGAAAAAUCGGACCAGUGACCAAAUGCUCGAAGCCAUUGAGUCGCUUGGAGGCAAUAUUAAUUGUGCUUCGUCUAGAGAAUCUUUAAUGUACCAAUCUGCAACCUUUAAUUCAGCAGUCCCUACCGCCGUAGCGCUCCUCGCCGAAACUAUUCGCGAUCCAUUGAUAACUGAAGAAGAGGUUCAAGAGCAACUCGAAACUGCUGCAUAUGAGAUAAAAGAAAUAUGGUCAAAACCAGAAUUGAUCUUACCAGAGGUUGUACACAUGGCAGCUUACAAGGAUAAUACUCUCGGAAAUCCUCUAUUAUGCCCAAAAGAGCGCUUUUCGGAAAUAGAUAAGAAGACGGUCAACGACUACCGAAGUGCCCUAAUCCGUCCUGAUCGGAUUGUUCUCGCAUUUGCUGGUGUACCGCAUGAAGAGGCCCUAAAGCUUGCUGAUCAGUACUUUGCAGACAUGCCAACCCUAGAUAGUACAAACAAAAAUAAACUAUUAGAAACAACCGAGGAAUCCUCGCAAGAUACGAUAUCGGAAAUUACAACUACGUCGCCAAAUUUAAUGGAAUCAUCUACCUCAAGAAAACCAUUAAAGUUCCUUUCUCGACUACCGUUUCUUAGCGGUUUAUCCUCUGCGGAAGGUUUCGCUCCCAAAGAUCCAUCAUUACCAGAGGAAUGUUUUGGGCCUUCUCAUUAUACUGGAGGGUUCCUCUCGCUGCCAAACCUACCGCGACCAGUCAAUGCCACACGUCCAUCGCUUACUCAUAUCCAUUUAGCGUUUGAAUCACUAUCUAUAUCUUCAGAUGACAUAUACGCUCUUGCUACUCUCCAGAUUCUUCUUGGAGGCGGUGGCUCCUUCUCGGCUGGUGGCCCCGGUAAGGGCAUGUACUCUAGAUUAUACACAAAUGUCUUGAACCAACACGGCUGGGUUGAAUCAUGUGCCGCAUUCAAUCAUUCAUACAUAGAUUCAGGUCUCUUCGGAAUCGCCGCAAGCUGUUCACCUUCUCACGUUGCCUUAAUGCUCAAUGUCAUGUGUCGUGAGCUGCAAGCCCUCACGCUUGAUACAGGUUAUCAGUCAUUACAGGCUGUCGAAGUAAACAGGGCCAAGAAUCAGCUAAGGUCAAGCCUUCUCAUGAACUUGGAAAGUAGAAUGGUCGAGCUCGAAGACUUGGGGCGACAGAUUCAAGUACAUGGAAAAAAAAUUGGUGUGAGGGAGAUGUGCAGUAAAAUUGAAAAAUUAACUAUAGACGAUCUUCGUAGAGUCGCCAAGAUAGUUGUUGGCGGAAUGGUUGAUAACCCUGGUAUGGGUAGCGGUGCACCAACUGUUGUCCUGCAAGAGUGUGACGAAGAGGGGCCCACGCGCCAAGCUUUUAAGUGGGAACAGAUACAGGAUUGCAUAGCGAGCUGGAAACUGGGGAAAUAUUAA
This is a messenger RNA of Blumeria graminis f. sp. triticale, 1716 nucleotides long. NCBI's taxonomy places the organism in Eukaryota, Fungi, Ascomycota, Leotiomycetes, Helotiales, Erysiphaceae. The record is from the annotation of a GenBank genome assembly.